Fomitiporia mediterranea MF3/22 is the source of this 1769-nucleotide messenger RNA. RefSeq names its product FMN-dependent alpha-hydroxy acid dehydrogenase. The transcript has 8 exons. Bases 201 to 1448 code for a protein of 415 amino acids. The record is from RefSeq and is a predicted model, not a curated record. Gene Ontology annotation, molecular function: FMN binding; oxidoreductase activity. Lineage: Eukaryota; Fungi; Basidiomycota; Agaricomycetes; Hymenochaetales; Hymenochaetaceae.
GAAUGCUCAAUUUCCUGUUCGUUGUGCAGCUGUGAUCUUUGGCAGAAAUAUUCAUUUUUCCAUCCGUUUUUCCGCUGGUCAUUGUGGUGCAUUGGGACAGUAUAAAACCAGAGCCAGGCUGCACUUCAACAACAGACAGUGAAAAGCAACUCAAACGCAUUUCGAACACUUUCGACCGCCACACAAUUUCUGCUUUUACUAUGGAUCCCUCCAACAAGCCCAAAGGCCCGUCUCCGCACUACUCGCUAUAUCAGCGAGAAAUGUUCAAGCGAGGCGGCGGCCACGGAAUUAUGCCCUCAUUCUCUGUCCAUCCGGACGAGCUUGCAGACUCAACGAAACGCAAGCUGAAUGACCAUGGAUAUUUCUAUGCAAACUCAAAUGCAGGAAUGGGUUGGACUGACCGUGCUAACCGUGAAGCAUUCUACCGAUGGCGUAUCAUUCCUCGCAUGCUUGUCGAUACGAAUACCCGUGAUUUGACGACAACAUUGUUCGGUCACAAGAUACCUGCGCCAAUUCUUUUCGCUCCGAUAGGAAUAAACAAACUGUACACUCCGAAGGGCGAACUUGUCCCUGCAAAAGUAGCAGGGGAAUUGGGUUUGCCCUAUUGCUUAUCCACAGCCGCAUCGAACUCUAUCGAAGACGUCGCGGUCGCAAAUGACGAGGGUGCAAGUGUGCCCAACGAGAGUAACUCCAUUCACGCAUACGACGGACCAAAUGGUGGGAAUCCUCGUGCAAAAGCACCCCGAUUCUAUCAGCUAUAUGCGGGCCAUGAUGACGAAGUGACACUGAGUCUAAUGGAGCGUGCUUGGAAGAGCGGCUUCGACGUCUUAAUGUUUACCGUCGAUACAUGGCAGCUCGGCUGGCGUCCAACAGAUAUCAGUCUUGCAAAUUACGUUUUCUAUUAUCCGCCGGGUCAAAUCGGGAAUGAGAAUGGUCGCUCAGACCCGGUUUUCAUGCGCAAAUACGGAGAACAAGAGCUUCAAAAGGAUUCCGGUAGGUGGAUAGACACGAGCGUCUGGCAUGGUAAAGCGCACACAUGGGAAAAGGUCGAAUGGCUAAUCAAGGAGUGGAAGCGCAUAUCUGGUGGUAGCCCUUUUGUCCUGAAAGGUAUCCAAAACGUUGCGGAUGCGCGCCGAGCUGUUGAACUCGGAUGCGAAGGCAUUGUUGUAACAAACCACGCGGGACGUCAAGUUGACGGUGCAGUUGGCUCACUUGAGGUCCUUCCAGAGAUUGCAGAGGCAGUCGGUGACAAAACGACGAUUAUAUUUGAUUCUGGUAUCCGCACGGGCUCCGAUGUAUUCAAAGCUAUCGCGUUAGGUGCACAUGUAGUUGAGGUUGGAAGGCUGUACGUAUGGGGCAUGUCGCAUGAUGGUGAACACGGAUGCCGGCAUGUCAUGAAAUCUCUUCUGGCAGUGUGUAUAUUUUUGUUUCACCAGUCUAUCCGGUAGGAACGCAAUGGGAGCUUUGCUGAUGGAUGUUCUCUUCCCAUACUCUGAUUGCAGGAUUUGGACAUUACAAUGACUGUUAGCGGAUAUCGUUCGAUUGAGAAGGAUGUAUAUGGGAAUAAGGAGGCAUUGAGAUACAAUCCGUACGGCAUUCCACCUCCGAGGGGCGAGCAUGCAAAACUUUGAAACGGACUGGAUUAGGAUGUUCCUUAGGAGACGAAUCGUGAACGGGAUUCACAAAAUGACGUUAUGAUACAUUCGACCAAGUAUUAAAGAAUGGUGUACAAACUGUGCUAUACGUAGAAAAUCCGACAUGAACGAAAC